Molecule: messenger RNA, 607 nt
Organism: Hibiscus syriacus
Lineage: Eukaryota; Viridiplantae; Streptophyta; Magnoliopsida; Malvales; Malvaceae
Product: 60S ribosomal protein L34-like
Exons: 5
Coding region: 94-456 (120 amino acids)
Biological process (GO): translation; ribosome biogenesis
Cellular component (GO): ribosome; cytosolic large ribosomal subunit
Molecular function (GO): structural constituent of ribosome
Source: RefSeq, a predicted model, not a curated record
CAUCUUCUCCAAUUCAUAGCCGCUUUGGCCUUACCAUCUGUCUCUGGCGUUUCUUUCUGAAAACGUACCUGAGAAAAUAAAACCCAAUAGAAAAUGGUUCAAAGGCUCACUUACCGCACUCGCCAUAGCUAUGCUACCAAAUCGAAUCAACACCGUGUCGUUAAGACCCCCGGUGGGAAAUUGGUUUAUCAGACUACUAAAAAGAGAACUAGUGGACCCAAGUGCCCCGUUACUGGAAAGCGAAUUCAGGGUAUUCCUCACUUGAGACCUGCUGAAUACAAGCGGUCUCGAUUGCAUAGAAACCGAAGGACUGUGAAUCGUGCCUAUGGCGGUGUUUUGUCAGGCAGUGCCAUUAGAGAAAGGAUAAUUCGAGCCUUCUUGGUCGAAGAGCAAAAGAUUGUGAAGCAGGUUCUGAAAAUCCAGAAGGCAAAGGAAAAGCAAUCCUCAAAGAGCUAGACAUUUAAUUGCUGAUGCAGCUGAAUUGUGUUUGGUUCGUUGAUGAAAUGUGGAAACUGAAUUUCAGUAUUUUCCCCAUUAGGUAGUUUCAUACCAGUUAGUACGCCGCUUGUUCACUUGAUGACGAAUCGAUUUCGAAGUUAUUGUUUUU